GGAAGCAGAACGUCAACACCUAGAAAUCAACCAGUGGACAUAUGCAGACACAGCACAGGGUUAUGGUGUGGACGUGAAAUGUCAAGGGGAUACGGUGUCUGCCCAGAGUCUACUAACCAAUAGCCUCUUCACACAACAAAGGAAGGAUGUGCCCCAAUGCUGACGAUAUAUCCCCAAAGUCUCUAUGACAAAACUUCAAAUCGGUCUGCAACUUGGAUGUAGGUCUACCUACCUAAGCUCAUUUACAACACUUCUCAACCAAACAGCCCUAACCAAAUAAACUCUGCACCUCUGAAACCCAAGAUGGCUUCUAGACAAAGUGCCCUAACUGCUGCCGUGGUUACCCUGUUGGGAGCCACAUUGGGUGGCCUGUUGCUAUGGAGACAGAGAGCCAUAAGGACAAAGAAGAGACAGCUUUCUGCUCAGGGUCUGAAGGGUCAGGUAAGGGUCAGCUCUUGUCCCUUACCUGUGGAACCAGAGCCUGUGGUUCUGGACUGUAAGAACCCAGUGGAGUCCCAAAUCCAGUCUAAGCAGAUCCAGCUAUCCCCGGGUCAGAGUCUGGUCCUCCCACUGCCGGCUGUGCUACCCCCUGUUGACCAGGCCCUGGCAGUGCAGCCAGUGAUGGUAAGCUCUGAGAAGGAGUGGGAGCAGCUGUGGCCCAUGCUGCAGAAGGAUCUGUCAGUCUAUCCUGUCCUCGGCCUGGACUGUGAAUGGGUGAAGAGUCAAACUAAUACCCUGGGUGUGUCAGUGAAGGAUAAGACUUCAAUGGUCUCUUUACUCCAGAUGGCUUCCUACUCUGGUCUGUGUGUGUUGGUGAGGCUGCAGCCGUUCCGUGCUGGCCAGCAGGACUUGCCACUUACCCUGAAAGAGGUCCUCGGCGACCCUCACAUCCUGAAGGUGGGUGUGGGCUGCUACGAGGACGGGAAGCGUCUAACACGGGACUAUGGCCUGGCGCUGGGAUGUACUGUGGACUUAAGAUACCUUGCGCUACGACAAAGGAAGGUAGCGUUGAAUAACUGUCUGAGUCUGAAGUCUCUGGCAGCUGACCUGCUCAACGUCUCUCUGGAGAAAUCCUUGGAGCUGCGCUGUAGUGACUGGGAGGCUGACCCGCUGACCCUACAACAGAUGACCUACGCAGCCCGGGAUGCACAGGUAUCCAUCGCCCUCUUCUUCCGCCUACUCGGACUCCACUCAGAUUCCACGCCCUCACUUGACACUGGGAGUGGCUACUCCCAGCUGGCCAAUUGCUGCCAGGGCGUGGUGGACACACCCUUCAGGGGGUGGGGUGGAGGAGAGUGCGAGGAUGGAGGGAAAAGCGUGGAUCGAGAGAGGAGGAGGCGGAAUAGGAAGCUCCAGCAGUCUGUUUUUGAAAGCCCAGAGUCUGGGGACCAGCAAGUUCCAGACCCCAGGAAGAACAACAAGAGAAAAUCGCUCGGGGUGGGCUACUCUGCCAGGAAGUCCCCUCUCUAUGACAACUGUUUCCUCCAUGCCCCGGAUGGACAACCCCUCUGUACCUGCGACAAGAAGAAGGCCAAGUGGUACCUGGAUAAAGGAAUAGGAGUGCUGCAGAGUGAGGAUCCAUUCAUCGUGCGUCUGCUGUUUGAGCCUUCGGGACGUCCAGACUCCCAGCAGGACUACUACCUGACUGCCAAGGAGAACCUGUGUGUGGUGUGUGGCAAGAACGACUCUUAUAUCAGGAAGAACAUCGUUCCUCAUGAGUACAGACGUCACUUUCCCACGGAGAUGAAAGACCACAACUCCCAUGACAUCUUGCUGCUGUGCACUUCCUGUCACGCGGCCUCCAAUGUCCACGAUGGCUUCCUGAAGCAGCAGCUGGCUGAUGAACACGCUGCCCCCCAGGGUUGUGAGGAGGGCGUGCGGCUCCAAGAGGACUCUGACCGCAGGAGGGUUCGUUCUGCAGCCCGCGCCCUCCUGACUGCGGGGGAGGGGCUCCCUGGGCCCCGGAGAGACGAGCUGCAGGAAGUCAUCAGGAAUUACUUCAACGACCACGACGGGGAGCUGACGACAGACACCCUGCAGAGUGCUGCUGGCCUGGAGACACGGAUCUUCAAUGAGAGCUACGUUCCCCACGGGCUGAAGGUGGUGCAAGCGCAUGCCAAGCAGGGUCUGAAGGGGUUAAUGGGUCUAGAGCGCCACUGGAGGCAGCACUUCCUGUCGACCAUGACGCCGCGCUACCUCCCUCCUCUGUGGUCCGUCAACCACAACCACAGCAAGUUCCUACGCAAAUACGGCGAGGAUCUCCCCAUCCAACUCAACUGAACUACAGUCUACGUUUUUAACCUGAAAAGGGCCAGGCAGUUUGGCAUGACAAGGAGUCUAAGAAAAUGGAUUGGUAGCCAGGCUCCAUCUCUCUCUCUAUUUAUCCAUCAGCUUCUCUCUUCUCUGGAUCACAGUUUUUUUCAGUAGUUAAAACAGAAGCUACAUUAUCCACACUGGAGCCCAGAGAGCUGACUGACCGACCGACAGUGUCUGGUGGUAGUCUCACCUCCACCUGGGACGAGGCAGUCUGUCACCCUGUUCCUAUAUGGUGACAUGCAUGUUGAGUCAGACCUAUAGACCUACGGCCCUCGCUUGAACUCAAAACGUCCCCUACAGGCCCUCCGAUGAACUAGGGCCAGAGACUAGCAGAGACCAUUGGCUGAAAUGGUACCCCUAUUCUUUAUAAAGGGCAGUGCUUUAGACCUGGGCCCAUAGGGGUGCACCAUGUAGUGUCUAGAGCCAUUUCAGAUAGCUGGAGCCUGAGGAAAUGGACAGACUGCCUUGGUUCUGACAGAGGUACGGCCUAGCUUGGAGCCCGAGGAGAUGGACAGACUGCCUUGGUUCUGACAGAGGUACGGCCUAGCUUGGAGCCCGAGGAGAUGGACAGACUGCCUUGGUUCUGACAGAGGUACGGCCUAGCUUGGAGCCCGAGGAGAUGGACAGACUGCCUUGGUUCUGACAGAGGUACGACCUAGCUUGGAGCCCGAGGAGAUGGACAGACUGCCUUGGUUCUGACAGGUAAAGGAAGUCUGUAUCAAGAACACCAUCCAUGCUGCAGGAUUCAUAAUGAAAUUAUAUUGCAUAUGGACACUUUUUAACCAACACUGUGGUUUGGUUUCCCAGGCAGAUUGACUAGUCCUGGUCUUAAAAAUCCAUUUAAAUGGAGAUUCUCUCCAGGACUAGAUUUAAUCUGGGGCCAGUGAACCAACCCUAUGUAUAUCAAUAUAUAAAAAUGUGAAAUGUGAUUUUCACCAAUUUCAGAAAAUCAUGUAUUUUAAGACUACGCUGAAACCUGCUCUUAAUUCUCAUGAAAUAUAAAUUAUAAUUUUCCCCUGCAGGUUUUCAGCCCUAAUGAUAAUUCCUAUGCGUUUGCGUAUGUGCGGAAGUCAACGGUUGGCUUUGCAAAGGUGACUUUAAUUCAACGACACGAUUUGAUGUUCCCGUUGUUGUUUAUCUUCAACAGAUCAGACAUUAUGAUAUGACCACCAGCCAUUGGAUGCGUCACAAAUGACACUACUUUUGAACGGGGACCCACAAGGCAGUGCAUUUUUUUUAUAGUGAUUUAAAGGUUCCAUUUCAGUCAGACACUCAGGUUCAGUAGGACAAUGUAGAACGGUUGGCUUGGCGACGUGACAUCACUUCCUCCUAUACUGUCUGGCUGCAUCCCAAAUUGCACCCUAUGCUCUACAUGGUGCACUACUUUAUGUUGGUCAUGGAUGUGUUCUCUCUCUCUAAUCGGGACACCUCAUGUCACAUGUUUUAGUGUGACUCUUCUCCUCAUUAGAAGAGAUUUAAAAUCAGGACACACAAUCUUCAUUCCUCUACAACAGUUCCAGUCCAACCUCCUUUCCCCCUCCUAAUCAUUUCACGUUGAGAUAAGGACCAGCCUGUAUGUAUUGGUAGCCUGAGAGUGACCAGCUUCAUUGGUUAGUAAAGAAUGAUGGCCUUCUUGUACGGCGCGGCUAACCCGUUGACGCGUACGGCGCGGCUAACCCGUUGACGCGUACGGCGCGGCUAACCCGUUGACGCGUACGGCGCGGCUAACCCGUUGACGCGUACGGCGCGGCUAACCCGUUGACGCGUACGGCGCGGCUAACCCGUUGACGCGUACGGCGCGG
Messenger RNA from Oncorhynchus masou masou (cherry salmon), 4118 nucleotides. It is a transcript of the gene exd2, whose product is annotated as exonuclease 3'-5' domain containing 2. Gene Ontology annotation, biological process: nucleobase-containing compound metabolic process. Lineage: Eukaryota; Metazoa; Chordata; Actinopteri; Salmoniformes; Salmonidae. Gene Ontology annotation, molecular function: nucleic acid binding; 3'-5' exonuclease activity. Gene Ontology annotation, cellular component: nucleus; cytoplasm. The record is from RefSeq and is a predicted model, not a curated record. The transcript has 11 exons. The coding region runs from base 304 to 2280 and encodes 658 amino acids.